CCAAGCAUCUUGUUUUCUUCUUCUUGCUCUUUAAACACAGUGCCAGAGUCAUAGCUACAAAUACUAUCUCUGCAGUUUUAGUCAUUCCCAUUAGUGCCAAAAUACAAUAUACACGAAAUGAGUCUGAUUCAAAGGAAGAUUAAAUUGAAGCACUUCCUUGGCAGGUGUACAGUUUGUUCGACUCAUCCGUAGCGAAUUUGUCAGACAAGUUCGCUCUUUUACGAGUUUCGUUGGCCGUUCGAACAAAGUUGAUGUAGUCAUCAAUCAGGUUCAGAGAGUAAUAUUUGUUUUAGAAAAUUUUUAUGGAUGGAUCUCUCUCAUUUUAAGACAUUCCCUGGAUCAACGUCUUGUUUCUUCCUUCUUCUUUAAACACAGUGCCAGAGUCAAUGCCUUGACUGCUUUGACUGCAUCUUUGGCAAUUCUCACUGCUGUCAAAAUAUUCACGAACAGCGUCUGCUUCAAAAUGAUUGUACGUUUACGGGCUUGUUUGACAAAUUUGCGGCUAGACACGUGUGCGUUUGACAAACAGGUUUGCUGGUUUACGCAUACUCUAUGCUCGUUUCAAACAACACAAUAUCUCUGACUUAUGUAUUUUGUAUACGUUGAAUCAUGAAGUGCUUUACAAGAGUAAAGAGUAAUGUAUUUGCACCAACAUCGACUGACAUCAUCAGCCAGAACAUGAUUUAUUGGCAAAUGUCUAAGCACUAUAAGCGUAUAAAAAGUGCUAGAAAGGUGGUAGACACAUCAGCACCUUCCCACAGUAAGUUCAGUAGUGCUUCAACACGACGAGGGAAGAAACCAAGUACAGAGUGCCACUCUCCACUCAGUUCUGAUGGUUCACUCAGACAGGGAUUUCAUUGUUCAUCUGAGACAACAAAUAGUGCUCUUACGCAUACUUGUGAGAAAUACAACCCGAGCCCUAUUUCUGGAAGAGAGCACCAAGAAGAGAGGCCUGUGCCUAAUGCAAAGUGUAGGAGACCUUCCAAGAGCUGCAAGCAUAACACACAGUCUACCAUCAGUCUACAAUGUAAUGUUAAAUGCUGCCAUAAUUCCAUUACAAAAUCUAAGACAUGUUAUAAAACAUCAGAAAGGAAUAGUAUAAAUAUACUUAAAAAGGAAAAAAGUUCCUUUGAUAUUAUGGAGGUACACAGCAAAGAUUUUAUUUCACCCAGUAAACCAUUCAAGCCAAGAAUUCUUAAAACUGAUGCCGAACCAAGAAUUCGGAAUCUAAGAGUUUACUACCCACCGAGGAAAAAAGUACAUCACAAAAGAGUAAUGACAGAUGUAAAAGAGAAUGACUUUGCAGAAGCCGAUGAAGAGCAGUGUGAAGUGGUAGACCAGAUUUCGACUCAGACUUCAGCUUAUUCCGCAGAUUCUGAUUCUCAAAGCAAUUGGAAUACAGAUCAAGAAGUACAGUUCCUGCCAAAUUACACAUUCAGGAAAGGAAAGGGAAAAGUGACAAGUGAGCUAUCCAGUUGUGAUUCUGCAUACAAUGGCGGAAUAUCUUCAGCAGGUGAAAGUAGAGGGUCUAGUCCUGAACAAAAUAGGAGUCAUACUCUCAACACAGACUUAAGCACAAAUCAAGAAAGUACCAUCUCCAUCAUCAGAAGAAAUGAAGAUGAAAUAAAUGAUGCAACCCUCCAGUUCACUAAUGAUAUUGUAAACACAAUAAUAAAAAAUAAUACUUUAUCAAACAGUGGGAUAAAGAACGUAAUAAAGCUGUGCAUGUCUGAAUAUGAAGGCAAACUGGAUAAGGUAAAGAUGAUUCAAGAAGUGAAAAAAUUGAUGGAACAGCUAGAUGUGGAGGAUGAAGAUGUAUAUGAGGAGAAGAUCGCGGAAAAGGAGCCGCCUUACAGAUCAUUUGUUAGGGACAAAAACUGUAAAAAUACAAAUGUACCUAAGUGUAAUGUUGAUAUAAACAGUAUUACAGGAAAGACAUCCCCUGAAGAGACAGGAAUAUGUGAUCCGUUUGACGAUGACCUGUUGCUGCAAGAAUACAGGUCAGAGCUAAGAAAAUUGGACAUUGAUCCAGAGAACUACUACUUUCCAUUGUCCAGUGGCGUUGAAAUGGCUGUUGAAUAUAUGUGUGCAUACCCAUUCGCAGCAAAUACUACUUCACAGGAUAUUUUAGAAGAGGAACUGUGGUUACAUCCAUUUAAAAUAGACUUUUCUUUGGAUACAGAAUGUAAAAACAGUAAACUGCAGUCUCAGGUGGAAUGUGACCAAGAUGGCCUCACAGAUGAACAAUUUGGAAAGUUCUCGUGUGUGAAUGAUCCUAAUAACAUUAGUAGCAGUAAUACAGGUAACAGCAGUAGAUGCCUUAUCCAUAACAACUCAGAUUGUCAGCAGCAGGAUAUUGAGCAUUUAAUGGAUCUGCAGUUAGGGCAUCAGACUGCACACACUUCUAUAAACAAAAAUUCAGAAUGUUCACAAAUUUUAUGUUUGUCUGAAAUGGUCACUGAGUGUAAGUUAAGUGAUGUGUGAGUCCUAUUACCACUAGGCAGGUCACUGAAGUCCUUGAUAAACAAAACAUAUUGUGUUGUGUAUCUCUAAAAUGGUUGUAUUCAUAAAAUGAAGGAUUACGGUUUGACUAAACAUUUCAUGUUGGAAGCUGCAUAAGUUAAGUGCAAUCAGAAACAAGAUGCAGAAUGUGAAACCAGAAAACACAGGUUCACAUUUUAGAAAAAUGAGCAUAGAGAAGAGAGGAAAGUUAGGUGAAGAGUACAGAGGGACACAGCAUACAGCAUUGAGAUUCCUGGGACCAUCAAUGAAUGACCAGUAGACAGAAGAAAGUAAUGCAUCCCAAGAAUUUGAAUACUGUAUGCUAUAUUCUACUUCAUUGUACCUGCAGGCUCUAGUCGUAAAUUGUGUACUGCUCUUAGUCUUAUCUUUAUCACAUUUUAUCAAUUCUGUCAUUUCAUGUUCUCGCCAUUUCUGAUGAACUUUUGAUUCUGAAAACUUAGGCUUACACUAAGUGGCAGCUUUUGAAGUUUGGAUGGUUUCACCAAUAUCUGUAAUUUUUUAAGUGCUAUCAUUUUAGCUUUAUUUCAGCUUAAUUUUGGCUUUACUUUCAGGAUUUCAGUCCUGACUUUGUUGAACAUUUUUAAUUUUUAGAUCAUAAUCAGUAUUAAUAUUCUGCAGUCUUCUGCUGUGUGUUGUUGCAGUAUUAAGAUAACUGGUGCAGUUUUAUAUUGUUCCUAGGAUGCUUGACUUAAUAAUUAUUUUUACACAACUUAACUCCAUAUUUAUGUAAAAAGUCUAAUAAAAUGUUUUUCUGAAAAUCAA
Schistocerca gregaria is the source of this 3285-nucleotide messenger RNA. Its product is annotated as spermatogenesis-associated protein 7 homolog. Lineage: Eukaryota; Metazoa; Arthropoda; Insecta; Orthoptera; Acrididae. The record is from RefSeq and is a predicted model, not a curated record. Gene Ontology annotation, cellular component: ciliary basal body; axoneme. The coding region runs from base 610 to 2484 and encodes 624 amino acids. Gene Ontology annotation, biological process: microtubule cytoskeleton organization. The transcript has 9 exons.